GGCAACCUUUAGCUUCAUCACAUGAAAGACCGAGAGGUAAGAGCUUGGCCAUCUUAUCACGGGUAUGGUGACCGUCAUCUCGGAACAAGAUGGAAAUGUGGCGCCGAUCAUCUCCGAUUUCCGAUCGUCCACAUCCUUAUCAGGCAACGGCAGGUGGUGUCUCAUGUUUCAUCCACACAUCGCUCUCGCUCCUUGCCACUACGUCUCUGCCGCCUCAUCCUGAAUCCCUUCUACUCGAAAGACUCUGCCACCGAUCUCUGAGUCUCUGACGCUGUGACGCAAUGAGUUCCGGCUCGUUAAUCGCAUCCGCACCUGGCUCACACGACCAGCACAUCAACCCCCCCAUUCUUCCAUCACCGACGUCCGCCACCCUCUCAACCCUCGAUCACUCUGCCUAUCCGCACAUAUUUGAGGGCGUACUCAGCUACGCAACUCCCGAGACCCUUCUUGUGGUGGAGCGCACAGGCCGAGGCGUUCGCGAGCUUGUGCACCCACAUCUCUAUCGACACAUCGCCUUGGAAGCUAGCGCACAUGGCCGCGGCGCCGUUGUCCGAUUGCCUUGCGAACCAUAUCGCGUUCUCAGCUCGUGGAAUGACUUCCCGAAAAGAGACGAACGUGAUGACGGCGACUGGGGAGAUGAACCUUUGCGGGCGGCGUUGGCAAUGACACAAUGCAUCGAUCUUGGCGCGCCCGUCCGGUGGCAGACAGCACAUUUUCCCGCCCCCGCACUCCAGAUAUUACGGACAAGCCUCGCCUCUGUUGCUUACUUUCCGCCAUGGCCUCCCUCGCCUCCUCGUGCGGUCUUAGCUCCCAAAGGCUAUCGGGCCUUCUCCGACUGGGAGCGUGUGCGCGCGCGGGUCUUCGUCACGCACAUGGACCUCCACACAUCGCCGGCUCAGCCGUCUUGGCUUUAUGAUCUCGAGUACAGCGACGAGGAAGAGGGAUCACAGUUCUAUGCGUCGCGUCCCAGCACCGUGCUCCAGGUGCGAAUGCCUCCCGAAACACGACGGCUUGUGCUACACCUGCACUGGGCGGGCGCGCUGCGCCCAGGAAUCGACAUCCAGAUCUCCCCGCAGGGCCUAGAGGAGCACGCAGACGUCGUGGUCGUCCUGCACCCACCAGCAGCGGAGAACACGGCCGACGAAAGUGCUGUCGACGAAGGGUGGUUCGCCACGCUCCUGCAGCACCUCGUCAAGGUCGCUGUGCAGCGGCGCGCGCGCAUCGCGAUCGUGGGCGUCGAGGCGUGUUCUGAGCCUGAUUUGGGGAUGCGCCAGCGCCCUAGUUAUGUGCCCAAGUGGCAGCGCAAGCCGCACAAACCCCAGUCGCCCCGCCGCGGAGAGGAUCUCGUCGCUGCUGUCGCUCGCCUCCUUAAUGGCACGUGCGAGCGCGCAUGGUGCGACGUCACCGGAGAGCAGAUGGAAGCAUGCCGGGCCAUGUGGGCGCUCGGGGCAUCUGAUGUCGAGGGGCUGAGUGGCCAGAUCCGCCUUCUGAGUGCAGAGGAGUGGGCUCGCACAGCCGAUCCGCGGGAAAGUGCGCCAAUGCCCAUGGCAAGCCGCGUCGGCGCCGCGUCGCGUAUGGAGUAGUGGGAUGCAUCUUCAUAGUGGGCAUGACAUAUUGCUUGGCAAG
Cutaneotrichosporon oleaginosum is the source of this 1626-nucleotide messenger RNA. RefSeq lists its product as uncharacterized. The record is from RefSeq and is a predicted model, not a curated record. Lineage: Eukaryota; Fungi; Basidiomycota; Tremellomycetes; Trichosporonales; Trichosporonaceae.